UUGUAAAACAUUAUGUUCCAAAUGAUUUUUACUGUGGUUUAGUGUUUAAAGUGACCGUAAUUUUAUGAAAUAAAUAAAAAUGGCAAACUCAAAAUCAUCAAGAAAAGAUGAUUAUUCAACUAUGAAACUUAAAAAUUUUGUAACAAGAUCUGGAAGAAAAAGUACUCAAUUUAAUGUAAGUGUUACGGAAAAAACCAGUGAAAAUAAAAGAACACCUGUGUCGAAAAAUUUAGUGUCAACUGGAAAAAAGUUUACAUCUUCAAAAACUCCUCAAUUAGAGAAAAAUUCUGAAAAACGUGAGAUAACAAGAUCUGGAAGAAAAAGUACUCAAUUUGAUGUAAGUUUUACGGAUAAAACCAGUGAAAAUAAAAGAACACCUGUGUCGAAAAAUUUAGUGUCAACUGGAAAAAAGUUUACAUCGUCAAAAACUCCCCAGUUAGAGAAAAAUUCUGAAAAACGUGAGAGUCAAAAUGGCAACAAUUUAUCACACAAUUCUCCAAUAUCAGAUUUGGAAAUAAGUGAUACUAUUAAUUAUUCUGACAAUGAAGAAAAAACUCUUAAAAAGCCAGCGCUUCGUUGUAGAAAACGUAUCGAUUAUGCUGAAAUGUUUAGAGGUAGUAGCAUAAUAAAUGAAAAAGUUCCUGUAGUUUUACUCAACAAAAUACCAGAUCAAGAAAAGAUAGUGAGCUCAACCAAAACAGAAUGCUUUGUUAAAGUUCACAGAUUACCACCCGAAGAAGUGCUUAAUUUAACUAAAAAAAGACAUAAAGUAUAUUCAACAAUUCACAACUUUGAAGAAAAUAUUCGGCCAUCACAAGUAUAUGAAUUUAAUUUUGACCCAAAAUGUGAAUCAGAACUAACAAAAAAAUUAAAAAAAGAAGCUAAAGUUUUAAAGAAAAAAAUCAAGGCCAAAGUUCAUUUAAAAAAAAAUGCGGUUAAAACUGGUGAAAAUGCUAAAAAAACCCAGACAAUCUCAAAAAAUGCUUUAAAUGUAUUACAUGAAAUAUCUGAAAAUGAUUGCAGUACUAAUAAUUCUACAAAAAAUCAAUCAACCGAAAAACUAAUGGAUAAAGAAAGAAUUAUACAUUCCUUUAGAAAAUCAUUUCAAGUACCUCAAAGUACCCCGAAGGAUAAAGAAGCUAAAAACAUAAAUAAAUCUUCUGAAAUUUGUAAAGAAAACCAUUUAAUUACAAAUCAAGUGAAUUCAUUAUCAAAAAAUUUGCCAACCCAAAUAUCACGAGAUAAUUCCACCGUACAUGAAUCGUUUGACAAAGUUAGAAUUUCUAACUCAUUUGGAAAUUCGUUUAAAGCACCUCAAAGUACACCUAUCCAAAAAGGAGUGAAAAAUAAUACAUUGAAUAAAUCACAAAUACCUACAGAAAAUGUAAAUAUUCCAAAAAAUGCACCAAUCCAAAACACAAGGGAUAAUUCCACUACCCACGAAUAUUUUGAUAAAUCAAUAAUUUCAUUCGGAAAUUCGCUUACACCGAUGCAAAAAUCAAUACACCAGAAUGAACAAAAUCAUUCUAAUUUUGACGUAACUCAAAUCGAGCAUGAUUUUGACGAUUUCGAAGAUAUUUCGACGCAAUCUAAUCGAACAGAAAUAGCAAAUGAAUCGAUACCAUGGCGUGCUGAAAUUCCAAGAAUUCGAAAAGAAAGAUUUUUCCAAAUAAAAAAUUCAAGUUUGCCUAGUUAUAAUCAAGACAUUCUUAUCAAACCUCAAGAUGUUGAGAAUUUAUCCAUUACAAAAGGAUCGAAUUGUGUAAACAGUGAGAAAAAAACUCGUCAAUCGAGUAUACUAUCUUUUGUACAGCAUUCAAAUUCGAUAAAAAGUACAAGUAAUAACGGAAAAGAUUCACCAGCACCUUUUACUAAUAGUUUUGAAUCAUCUUUGAGUGAUAUAUCUAUCGAAGAUAAUCCAAGGAUUGUGGCUAUUGAUAAGACAAAAAAUAAACGAAUAAAUUUUCAGAAAGCGAUUACAUCCUCACCUUCUGUGAAAAAAAAUAUAUUGGGCGAAAAUAAUUCCUCAUCCAAAGUUCAAAACAUAUCUACAAAUAAAAAUAAUGUUAAGUCACCGACGAAAAAAAUAUUAGGGGAAAAUAAUUCUUCGUCUAAAGUUCAUAACAUCACGAAUAAAAAAGUUUAUGACGAAAAUAAUAAAGAAAAUUUCUACUUUGGAAAUAAUGUAAAUAUUACAAAUAAUUGUGUAGUUGAAUUAGAGAAAAGUAAUUCAUCAUGCGAUUUCUUUGGAUUUAAUUCAUUUGAACAAGAAGAGGCUAGACAAAGUAAGAAACCUUUUCGAUAUCCAAGUCUUUUGCCAGCUAUCUCAUCAAGAACCAAAAAAAUAUUACAACCGUUUACUGUACAUGAAGAAAAUAUUGAUAUUCCAAAUGAGGAUAUGGUUGAGGAACCUAUUGAUAUCUCAAAUGAAAAUGAAGUUAUUGACGCGGACUUUCAAUUAUUUGACGAGCCUAGAUUUUCAAAUUACGUACGGCGAAGUUACGCUCCGGCGACUAAACGAAAACGAAAGCAGAUUCAAUCUAUAUCUUUUAGUGAUCAUGAAGAUGAAAAUGAAUUACAGCAAGAAGUAAAAAAAAGAAAAAGGAAUAAAAAAACUAAAAAAGAGGAGGAAGAAUUUAAAAAAUGGGCAAAACAGUUUAAUUCAAUGUGUCAAGAAGUUGAUAAGGAAGAAUUGGUAAUUGAAUAAAAAGGAAAAUAUAAAUAAUUUUCAAAUGUCAAAAUAACUGGCAACUGCGAUAUUUAUGUAUAGUUUUUAAAAUGCUUUUGUGAAUG
Chrysoperla carnea is the source of this 2793-nucleotide messenger RNA. RefSeq lists its product as uncharacterized. The transcript is spliced from 2 exons. Lineage: Eukaryota; Metazoa; Arthropoda; Insecta; Neuroptera; Chrysopidae. Bases 80 to 2707 code for a protein of 875 amino acids. The record is from RefSeq and is a predicted model, not a curated record.